GGAUGACUCGACUAGUCUCCAACUCGCCUGAUGAACUUCUUCCGGAAAGCGUUUCUUCUCUUUUGUCGCACUUGUGAAAGGUCUCGGAGUGUAAUGUUGUUAUGUCUUUGUGCUUUAAUUGUGAUAGUUCACAUAUGAACGAUGUUGUCAAACCAAAACGUGUUUUAUACUUUUAUAUCCAUCCUGCAGUAGACACUACAGAAAAGACGCUGAUUUACUGUCUGUUACAAUAAUCCGCUGCUCGCGAGACUCGUUGUCAGGACAACGACCGAUUGGCGCGAAGGAAGAUCUCACGUGCGGGCUUGUUAAUCUGCGUCUGAAAUAUUCCAUAGUCAAAUAUUUUUUUGUAAACAAAUAUUUUUGUACGAAUAUUUUAUAGGAAGUCUACAUUACAGAAAAAUAAAAAUAAAAAAACACUUGCCAAUUUAAUCAGACAGAUUUAGAAGUUUUUGCAUCUGAAAUCCUCACCUGCAUUUCAGCAUAUCACUGAACUGCAGUUAUAUUACUUUCUACUGCAGUUUUACUGCAAUUGUACUUCAAUGUACUGCAGUUAUUUUUUGUAACUCUCAGCCAGAAUCGGGCCGACUGUGCUUAUAGUCACGUGCUUAGAAUGCUUUGCAUAAAUCCCGAUGACGCUGUCUGUGACGUCACAGGGCAGGUUCGAGAUUAGAAUGUUCAGAAUCUGUAUAAAUACUCGAUCUGCUUGAUCGCUUUUACAAUUCAGUUUGCGUUUGCAUUCUGCUCGACUGCAAGAUUCGCAAUACUGUACAAACAUAUUCACUCUGCUUGAUUGCACUCUUAAUUCAGUUGACUUAGGAGUCAAAUAUAUUAAGUUUGCAAGUCUGGCUUCUUUACCCAUUUGUCUAGACUCCAGAAGAUUCAGCUGGUUCCCCAAAACAAAGCCAUGCUGAUCACUGUCAGUCUGGUGAUGUUAUGGUGGUACUCCACCAGGGUGAAAAAUAAAUCACCAAAUACAGUGAAAGAGGAACAACUACAGAUCACCAGAAAGCCAACCAAGAGACAACUGGAGUGGCAUUUCACAGAAGGAUCUGAGACUGCCACUACCCCUGCAGCUGACAGUGUGCCAGAGAUGGACAGAGCACCUGAUACCGUCUUUGUCCUGGAGACAGACAGUGUGCCUGAGACGGACAGCGUGCCUGAGACGGACAUUGCGCCUGAGAUGGACCGUGCACCUGAUACCGUCUUUGUCCCGGAGACGGACAGUGUGCCUGAGACGGACAGCGUGCCUGAGACCGUCUUUGUCCCGGAGACGGACAGCGUGCCUGAGACGGACAUUGCACCUGAGAUGGACAGUGCACCUGAUACCGUCUUUGUCCCAGAGACGGACAGUGUGCCUGAGAUGGACAGUGUGCCUGAGAUGGACAGUGCACCUGAUACUGUCUUUGUCCCAGAGACGGACAGUGUGCCUGAGACGGACAUUGCGCCCGACAUGGACAGUACACCUGAUACCGUCUUUGUCCCAGAGACGGACAAUGUGCCUGAGACGGACAUUGCGCCCGAGAUGGACAGUACACCUGAUACCGUCUUUGUCCCAGAGACGAACAGUGUGCCCAAGAUGGACAGUGCGCCUGAGACAGACAGUGCUCCUGACACGGACAUUGCGCCUGAUAUGGACAGUGCGCCCGAGAUGGACAGUGCGCCUGAUACCGUCUUUGUCCCUGAGAUGGACAGUGCGCCUGAGAUGGACAGUGCACCUGAUACCGUCUUUGUCCCUGAGAUGGACAGUGCGCCUGAGAUGGACAGUGCGCCCGAGAUGGACAGUGCACCUGAUACCGUCUUUGUCCCUGAGAUGGACAGUGUGCCCGAGAUGGACAGUGUGCCCGAGAUGGACAGUGCGCCCGAGAUGGACAGUGCGCCUGAGAUGGACAGUGCACCUGAUACCGUCUUUGUCCCUGAGAUGGACAGUGUGCCCGAGAUGGACAGUGCGCCUGAGAUGGACAGUGCGCCCGAGAUGGACAGUGCACCUGAUACCGUCUUUGUCCCUGAGAUGGACAGUGUGCCCGAGAUGGACAGUGUGCCCGAGAUGGACAGUGUGCCGAGAUGGACAGUGCGCCUGAGACAGACAGUGCUCUGACACGGACAUUGUGCCUGAUAUGGACAGUGCGCCCGAUACCGUCUUUGUCCCUGAGAUGGACAGUGCGCCCGAGAUGAACAGUGUGCCUGAGAUGGACAGUGCACCUGAUACCGUCUUUGUCCCAGAGACGAACAGUGUGCCCAAGAUGGACAGUGCGCCUGAGACAGACAGUGCUCCUGACACGGACAUUGUGCCUGAUAUGGACAGUGCGC
This is a messenger RNA of Onychostoma macrolepis, 2307 nucleotides long. RefSeq names its product clumping factor A-like. The coding region runs from base 905 to 2095 and encodes 396 amino acids. The record is from RefSeq and is a predicted model, not a curated record. The transcript is spliced from 2 exons. NCBI's taxonomy places the organism in Eukaryota, Metazoa, Chordata, Actinopteri, Cypriniformes, Cyprinidae.